Messenger RNA from Gaeumannomyces tritici R3-111a-1, 165 nucleotides. RefSeq lists its product as hypothetical. The annotation marks the transcript as partial. The record is from RefSeq and is a predicted model, not a curated record. Lineage: Eukaryota; Fungi; Ascomycota; Sordariomycetes; Magnaporthales; Magnaporthaceae. The transcript has a single exon.
CGCUUUAUUAACAAAUUUAAUUGGACCAACCAAACCAAAAUCGCUUAUUUUUACAACGAAUUCCGAAAUAACGUAAAAACCGAAAUUUCCAAAGUUAAUAAAUUUAAUUAUUUUAUUAAAUACGUUAUUAUAGCAAUUCAAACUAGCAAUUACUUAUACGAAUAA